CGCCGCGGCGUCAUCAUUGAUGCAUCUUGACUUUUCUUUCCUCGAGCGGGAGAGACCAAACUUUGUCGUUGUCAACAUCACGACCUGCUUCAACUUUUUUCUUCAUUUCUGUGUUUCAUUUUCUUCUUUUUCUUCUUCUUCUUCUUCUGGCUGAGGUUGCCAUAAUCUCAUCAUUAACUUGUUCACUCUUUGGUUCUUCCAUCUUCAGCCCUGGCCCAUUGGGGUUGUUCCUUGCAGUGCCAAUCCUGACGGAGCUUAUAUACCUACGUCUACACUACCAGUGGCGGUACCUACAUCCAACAGCCCUCCAACAGCCCUCCGUUGCAUCCAGAUUACGAGUCGCAUUGCGACGCUGCUAGUGAGAUUCUCUGCGUCGACUGUUGCAGAAACCGAGCCUUGCAGAGUGGCCUCACAUUUUGCUUCAACCUCGCCUUGCGCCGAACAUCUUCACUCCUCCAACCGACUUACACCGUGAACCUACCUACCUACCUUGGGUUGUCCGCCCUCCAAGCUCUCUCCAGCCAGCACAACAUGUCGCUCUUUGGCAGCUCCCCUCCCAACGACGGCUCGGCCGCCCUCAACCCAGCCAAGACCGCCAACAGCAGCCGCUCGACCCUCUUCGAUAACGAGGCGCCCACCACUCGCUCCGGCAGUGCGCUAUUCGCCGACGAUGACCACGAUUCGCCCUGGGACAUGCCCACCCCGCGCAAGCAGCGCAGCCGCGCCGAUCUGAUCCGCAACCUCCUCCCCUCGGGCGACGUUCCCGAGAGCUACAUCGAGACGUUCGACGCAGUAGUCCGUACAGAGAACCGGAGCACAAAUGGGCGGAUCACAGCCGGGGGGGUUGCGCGGACGCUGGCAGCGGCCAAGCUUGGCGCCGAUGACCAGGCGCGCAUAAUGGGUAUCAUCGCCCCUGCUUCGGCCUCCGCUACAGGCGCUGGUGGUGGGGGUGAUGGUGCCCAUGGUGGGGAGGCUAACAGCUCCGCUGCUGCUGCUGCUGCUGCUGUUGGCUUGGGGGACUUGGGCAGGAACGAGUUCAACGUUCUCCUGGCCCUGAUUGGCCUUGUCCAAGAAGGGGAGGUCGCCAGCUUGGAUGGCGUGGAUGAACGUCGACGAAGUAAGUCUUUUUUGAUUCUUGUUUUUGAUUUUUAUUUCUUUCCCUUCUGCCGACAUUGUCCAAUCCUGUUUUUCGGUUGUGUAUCUUCUUCGGUCUACAAUACGUUUCUGCCUGCAGUGCUUCGUCGCAACAAAGUGCCGGGGCGCCUUUGAUUUUCCGGUUCUUCAGCCAGUUGCUGGCUGGUCAUCCAUCCCAACCCCGUUGCAACCCAGACGAACCUCGAAUGGCGGUCAUAUGUCAAUCCCCCGUUUGUUGAUUGAUUGUUCCCGCCGACUCCGUUAACCUUUUUGCUUAUCUUCCCCAGCCCAAACUACAAGGUCUUGUCAACGAGAACGUCCAGCCCAUGCUGCCGAAUUUGUCUGAACUUGGUGCGAAACCUCCACAACGACCCGUCACACCACCAAAAGCCCCCACCCCGUCUCCUCCCAAGCAACAGCAGCAGCAGCAACACCAGCCGCCCACGCUGAGGAAGGUUUCAAUGGAGUACCCCGAGGACCCGUGGAACGCGCCCGAUCUUCACAAAGGUCAUAACCAUGGCCCAUUAGAACACUCGACGGGACAUAACGGCGCCGCCGACGUCCCUCGGUCGGUCGCGAACGACUUGAACGGCAACGACGCUGUUUCGUACAGUACGAGUCCCGAGGUGACGACCACCAGUAGCGCUUUGCCCGGUCGGACAACUUCCACUUUCACCACCAGCCAACCACCCUCGGGUCCAAGCUCAAUUCACAAUGUCGCCGAGUCAAUUCAAGAAAGCAAUGGCGCUUGGAACUACUUUCCCGGCAGCUCCUCGGGAGGAGGGUUCGGCGAGCCAGCAGACAAUGCUAUCACAGGUCCGUUUGGUGAUAGUGGGGGACCUGGUCAGUCUGUCAGUGGUUCAGUCGGUGGUUCCAAUCCCAACCGAAGCAUUGGACAUGUCAGGUCCGGAAGCAACGUGGAGGAGAAUAUCCUGGUGACGCUGAUGCCGGAGAAGGAGGGUGUGUUCAUGUUCCAGCACCACAACUACGAGGUCUCGAGCAUAAGACGUGGCAGCAAGGUCGUCCGACGAUACAGCGACUUUGUGUGGUUAUUGGAUUGCUUGCACAAGCGGUAUCCGUUUAGGGUGCUGCCGCUGUUGCCGCCCAAGCGGGUUGCUUUCAAUGGCAACCAUUUGUCCAACGAUGGAGCCUUUAUCGAGAAGCGUCGCCGCGGUCUGGCUAGGUUCCUCAACGCUCUUGUGCGCCACCCGGUUCUGGGUCAGGAGCAGCUGGUGAUUAUGUUCUUGACAGUGCCUACGGAACUGUCGGUCUGGCGCAAGCAAGCAACAAUCUCUGUUCAGGACGAGUUUACCGGCCGCACACUACCGCCCGGUCUCGAGGACUCGCUUCCCCCAACUUUGGAGGAGCUCUUUGCGCGCACCCGAGUCGGCGUCCGCCGCAGCGCUGAGCUCUAUAUCAGCACCUGCACCAUCAUGGACCGUCUGAUCAAGCGCUCAGAAGGCGUAGCAGCCGACCACGCCAGGAUGGCUGUCUCCCUGAUCUCACUCACCGAGACCAGUGCCGAUACCUACGCCACCGACCACAAUGACGUGCCACUUCUCAACGACGGGCUGCAAGCCAUGGGCCGACACUUGCGUACUGCACAGACUUUGAUGGAGGAUGAAGCAAAGGCGUGGGAAGAGGGUGUUUUGGAGGACUUGAAGAGGCAGCGAGAUGCGCUAGUCAGUCUACGUGAUAUGUUUGACAGGAGAGAUCGUCUCGACAAGGACAACAUCCCCUUCCUGCAACGACGCAUAGAGACAAAUGAAGCGAAGCUGCAAGCGCUUAAUGCAAAGCCAGAAGGGAUGGUUAAGCCCGGGGAGAAAGAGAGGGUUGUAGAGGCGAUCAUUAAGGACAAGGAAUCCAUUGUCACACAACACAACCGCUCAGUAUUUGUCAAGGAAUGCAUAAGAGACGAGCUUCGAUUUUUCCAGAACACGCAGUAUAACGUGUCGAGACUGACGCAGGAUUGGGCGCAGGAGCGGGUUAAGUACUCGGAGAUGCUGGCGGACAACUGGCGAAGGUUGCUAGAUGAUCUGGAAGGCAUGCCGCUUGGGGAUUAGGUGAACUCUGAGAGGCAUGGGCUUGGUCGGACCAUCCGGGGUGGUGGUGACGGCACUGUUCGUGGUCCAAGCAGAGGCAGCGACAUGGGAAGGGGCAAUACGAUGAAAGUCAACAGGUCAAGCUAUCGGCAAUGGAGCUUCAACAGACCUGCAGGAAUCGAAAACAACAGAAGUGGCACCGUCAACAACAGAGAUGCCAGUCAAACAGGAAGGAUUGUUUCUGCUGGUGGGGUGGUCCACUGGGCUUGACGGAUAUUGAUGAGAUUGAUGACGAAUUAUGGACAAGGGACAGAAGGUUACAGCUUCAUGACGGGGAUGGCAGGUUUGGGGAUACCAGUUACCAGGCAUGUGCAAAGAUUGAGGGGGGUACGGUAUGAUGGGAUGAAGUUUGGUUUGGGGUUCUUCAUGUGUGACUUUGUUAUGUUACUCAUGUUUAUGGCGUUUUCAUAUGAUUUGCUUUGUGUCAAGUUGAGCUGUAUGUGUAUGGUCUGUCUGUAGGGGCUUUCUGUAGGGAGUUGAAGAGAGGCAUGGACAAUACCAGAGAUGAUGACGCGGCUUAUACGACCCAUGUUAGUCUACUCGUUGGCUGUGAUUCACUGCAGCUUCCACUCUGCCUAGAGGUACUGU
Molecule: messenger RNA, 3824 nt
Organism: Neurospora crassa OR74A
Lineage: Eukaryota; Fungi; Ascomycota; Sordariomycetes; Sordariales; Sordariaceae
Product: sorting nexin mvp-1, variant 1
Exons: 5
Coding region: 1461-3197 (578 amino acids)
Biological process (GO): protein targeting to vacuole; retrograde transport, endosome to Golgi
Cellular component (GO): endosome
Molecular function (GO): phosphatidylinositol-3-phosphate binding
Source: RefSeq, a predicted model, not a curated record